UUUUUUUUUUUUUUUUUAGGGAUAGGGCUACAACUCCUUAGGAUCUCCAUAAUGGUGCAAAUGCGGGAGUGAAUCACUCCCGCAGCAUUUGCGCUCAUUCUAAACAUUUCCUGACUUUCUUUACGUAAAUAAAAUGAUAUUCUAUGUUUCUUAGUCAAUACAUGUAUAUAAAUUUACAACCUGCAACUUAAGAUUUGUGAGGCUCUAUUCUACCGUUUUCAACAAUUUCGAUAAAUUCCAAUUUCUCGAUUCAUAUUUGUGCGCCAUGUUUGAUGUACUGAAGUUUCAACUUCCGAUUGUCAAGUCAUUUGCAUAUGCCAUAUAAGGUAGUAUUUACAUCAAUGGAUAAGUAUGGAGGCGAAAGCUAUUUCGUCGGUAUUGAAAAGGUUUGAAGUUAAAAACCGAACAGCAGAGUGCAAAUUCUUUCUGCAACAAUAUGAUUUUCCUUUCUUUGUCGAAGUGGCUCGAGUAACUACAUUUUCGCGCUGAUUGUCAAUGUUUAGGUUUUUCAUUAGAUCCACCUACGAGAUCUCGCGAUAACAAGCAUGGCGGAGCAGACGAAGAAUUUUGCAUGCUGUACAUUAUAUUUAAUGAAAAACACCUUUAUUAGAUAUGCCCGAGCACAAAGUUGGUACUCCUUUUGGUGUAAACAACAUUUGGGACUAAUUAUCGGUUAUUCAUCAAAUUAUUUUGCACCAUUACGGAGAUCCUAUGGAAUUGUAGCCUUAUCCCGAAAACGUCAGAAUAAAAAAAAUUGGAUAGGGCUACAUUAUUGCAGCUAUGUUUGCCCUAGUCUUAAUUUUGAAUUAUUUAUAGGAUUUACAAGAUUGAUUACUGCUCGUAUUUUUCAAAGUAUCGUACUUUUUCUUCUAUCAAUUUUACUGACCAGAAAGUGAUUCCCUCCGCCAAACACGAUCGAUCGUCAAAACUGAGAAAAAAAAAUCUAGCUGUUCGGUAGUUCUGGCUUAUUUCUAAUACGCAAUAGAUUAAUGCGCAAUGAUAAAAAAAAUCUGUUAUUUAUAGGUAGUAAAAUUAAGGUAAACAAUACAUCAUGGUGUAGGGAAGAAGACAGAUCAAUAGGAGGACACAAGUUGACGGGUCGACAGUUUGACAGGUCGACAGGUCUAUGGGUAGACAGGUCGACAAAUUGACGGGUUAACAGGUUUACGGGUUAGCAGGUCGACAAAUUGACGGGUUGACAGAUCAAAGUGUUGACAGGUCGACAAAUUCACGGGUCUACAGGGUGAGAAUGAUAUAUUGAUUGAUUGUAUCUUGUUUAACGUCUUGCUCGAGAAUAUUUCACUCAUAUGGAGACGUCACCAAUGCCGGUUAAGGGCUGCAAAAUUUAGCCCUAUGCUCGGCGCUUAUGGCCAUUGAGCAGGGAGGGAUCUUUAUCGUGCCCCACCUGCUGUGACACGGGGCCUCGGGUUUUGCGGUCUCAUCCGAAGGACCGCCCCAUUUAGCCGCUUUUUACGACAAGCAAGGGGUACAUGUACUGAGGGCCUUUUCUAACCCGGAUCCCCACGAGAGUAUGAUAUAUUGAAGAAAAUGAAUAAUUCGCCAUUAUGUGCUCUCUGAGUAAUUUUAAACAUUUCGCAUAUUCAAACAUCUUAAUAUGUUAUGAUAAUUCGAAAUAUUGACAUCAAGAGACUGAGGUGACCUUAUACAGCGUUGACCUCCGUGAUGGUAUAAUGAAUAAUACGCUAUACAGGUUGUGUUUACUUUAAUAAUUUAAAUGUUAAUCUGGGAAAGUAAUGAUUUGAUUCGUUUUCUAUUUUGUUGUCAAUCUAUCGAGACCUCUGAAAUACACAUUAACUGAUUCAUGGUAUUAUAAAUUUUGGUAUCGAUCUAUCCAAUUUGUAUUUAUAUUUUUAAGUUUUCCUGUCGACCUUUUCACCUUAGUUGUGAUACAUUUAGGCUGUAUAGUUUGGAUGUCAACCUGUCGACCCUUUCUAACGGUAUCUGAUGUCAACCAGUCGAUCCUUUCUAACGAUAUCUGAUGUCAACCUGUCGACCCUUUCUAACGAUAUCUGAUGUCAACCUGUCGACCCUUUCUAACGAUAUCUGAUGUCAACCAGUCGAUCCUUUCUAACGAUUUCUGAUGUCAACCAGUCGAUCCUUUCUAACGGUUUUUAAUGUUAACCUGUCGACCUUUGUCGUGAUACAUCAUUUUAUGUUGUUUGGGUGUCAACUUGUCGACCUAUCAACCCUUUUCGACAUAUCCACUAUUUUUCAUAGGGUAUUUAUUCUAUGUGAAAAGGUACACUGUAUGAUCGUUAUAAAAAAGGGAACUAUUUUCUUAUUCAACUUUAAAUUCGGAAGGUAUAGAUUGGUUAGGGGGGACUACUUUUCCGUAGAUACAUGUACCCUAGUUGAAGAUUCUUGUUAGGAAGGAUAAUGAUAUUCAUAAUAAUGUUACCCUUUGUCAAAUAAUAUUUACCCUUUCCUAUGGAUACUGCCAUACUGGAGGACGUGGUUUAAAUAAACAGAGAAAUAUUUAUGAUUUUUACGAGGUGACUUAGUCAGCCUCGUCUAAUUAUCGUCCAAUUAAAAUGGCUGACGAGCCCAUUUUCUAUACAAUUUUCAUUUUACCAAAUUCUUGAAUAUCACGACUCAUCCAACGCAUUUCCCAAUGGAUAAUGAUAGAAAACUUCAUUUUUGUGAAGUUUAGGAUUCCAGUAUAUGUUCAUUAUUUGUAAACAUUAACUGUGAUGUUAAAUGUGUUUAAAGCUGAAGCAUGAUUUUGAAGAAUUUCAUCUUUUGAAAGGGCAGUUGGAGUAUAUUAAGUAGGAUUACCAAAUGUACAAUUAAUGCCAAGUUCGUUUCAAAUACAGUUGUAAUCAUGACUCUUACAAAGAAAGCCAUUGUUGUUACAAUUAAGCCUGUCAACCGGAACCAAAACAUAUUCCUCUUGUAAUACCUAAUGCAAGGUGAAGAUAACGAACAGUGAUCAAUCUCAUAACUCCUACAAGCAAUACAAAAUAGAUAGUUGGGCAAACACGGACCCCUGGACACACCAGAGGUGGGAUCAGGUGCCUAAGAGGAGUAGGCAUCCCCUGUUGACCGGUCACACCAGCCGUGAGCCCCAUAUCCUGAUCAGGUAAACGGAGUUAUCCGCAGUCAAAAUCAGUGUGCCAAGAACGGCUUAACAAUCGGUAUGAAACACGUCAGACAGCAUUUGACCCAAUGCGAGGUUGUAUUGACGAACUAGAUCGUUAUAACGACCAUAUAAUUUGCGAAAUGCUGACUUCAAUCGAGACUGUUGAAAUCCCUGUAUCAUCAACGUUUUUGUCAGUAGCUUACCUCGAUUUAAAAACUGACUAUACCCAGAACAAGCUCUUGCAUAUCGAAUCAGUUGAGAUAUAUAAACACCAUAUGCAGGUGAUAAUGGAAUAUUGCUACAUAAAUGUGGGAAGUUGACGAUGGAGAAGCUGAAAUCAUCCCGUUUGUCAUACAGUUGAGUUGUCAGUUCUUUGAUAACUUCUGCUUUACGGAUGGAUGAUAGUGAUACGAUAGCUGCAGAACUGUAGCUCUCUGAAAUCAUAUUGGGACAGAGUUUUCUGAAAAAAUAUUGGGACAAAUCAGAUCUGUUCCAAUAUUUUUUCAGAGAGUUACAGUUCUGCAGCUAUUCUGACAUAGUAUCAAGUUUUACUUUUUCAUAUUUCGCCCAUUUUAUAAUAUGCAUAGUGCAUAUUAAUUGAUUGAUUGAUUUUAUGUUGUUUAACGUCACUCUUGGGAAUUUUCACCCAUAUAGAGACGUUACCAUUGGCGAUGUAGGGCUGCAAAAUUGAGGCCUAUCUUCGGCGCUUAUGGCCUUUGAGCAGGGAGAGAUCUUUAUCGUGUCACACCUGCUGUGACACAGGGCCUCGGAUUUUGCAGUCUCAUCCGAAGAAUUAAUCGCCCCAUUUAGUCGCCUCUUACGACAAGAAUGGUGUACUGAGGACGUGUCAGUCAAAUUAAAAUCAGAUCCUAAGAUACGCUCACAAUCGCUACAACACUCCCUACGCAGAGUAUAUAGCGCGGAUUUAAGAAUAGAUUGAGGACCUGUUCUAACCCGGAUCCCCACAGGGCUGUAUAUUACAUUGUAAUUUAAUCAAAUUAAAUCUAAAAUUACUCUGGAAAAAUCCACAACUUCAAUGCGCUACGAGCAAAUGUGUGAUGUAAAUUGUGUUCAUGGUUGCGUGUAUCUAAAAAUGUUUAUGACGAAAUCGGCGUCCCAUGAUCGGACUAUCUCGACAUCUAGACGGUGACUGGAUCGUUGCAAUGUAAUUUUUCAGAUUUGAGAUAAAACAGAAUAAAGAGGUAGGUUUGUAGGGAAAAAUACUGUUGAUAUAUUGUAAGUAUCUGUUUACUCGUCCGAAUAAAUAUAUAUUUAAAAGUUUUCGAAAGGUCAUCAACAAUUAUUGAUUAGGGGCCUAAAGGUCAUUUUGGCCGAUGUAGGAAAAUGUUCCUUACUGUUCUUGAAGAUUUGAAAUUUUUGAUAAGAAAAAUAUAGAAAAAAUCCUCCAAUAUUAUCAUACUUCGAAUAGAUAGGCCUGUCUACACUCAAAGUUUCCUUGAUUUUAAUCUAGGUCAACGGCUAAAUCGGCGAUAAUGCGCGAAGUUCGUGUCACUUUUAUAUACAUUAUCAUUGAAGUCACAUUUGGCUCAAGAUUUUUUUGGCACGUUGUUCUUAGCUUAUCAUUUAUAAUACAGAUAUAUAUACAUGUAUAGGCUUUAGGGUACCUUAUGUAUAUCUAUCUAUCUAUGUAUCUAUUUAUCUUUCUUUCUUUCUUUCUUUCUUUCUUUCUUUCUUUCAUUCAUUCAUUCAUUCUUCAAUUGAUAAACGAUAGAACAUAAUACAAGCACGAUACCAAAGGAUAUAUAAUACGCACGAUACGAUAGGAUAAACGCAAAACACGAUAAACGAUCUUCACGACAAACGGAAAAACUGGUAGAAAUAUUGUAAAUUUAGAAGCAAUUUAAACAGAACGAAAUUUUGAUAACUACAACAAGAUUUGGACAUCAAUUGAAGGAUUUUAAUAUUAAUUAUUUACCUAUAACAUGUAUAUCCCCAAAAGAUAAUACAUUUACAGAUUUGAUUUGAAGCGAACAGCGGUGUCACCUAAGUGCACAUUGAUUCCUAGAACUGGCCGAAGCUGAAAGUAAAUUUCCAGACAUGAAUUAUGAAACACUGCUCUGAGACGAUUUCUAGACGUUCCGUCCCAUAAUCAAUCCGUCCCUUAGUCGAUUCGUCCCUUUACCGGAUGAUCCGUCUCUAGACUAUCCGUCCCCUAGUUAAUACGUCCCCUAGUCGAUCCGGCCCAGAAAAAAUAAUAUUUUUCCAAGUGCUAUUUACAGUACUGAAUUGAUUUAAUUCAUCUGCGUAUUUCAUCUUCAUGGUAUGUGUGCCGCUGAUAUCUUCUGUCAUCAGGUUGUCAUCCUUUAAUAUGCUCUAUGGUAUUUAUGGCUUGAUUGCAGACUAAUUAACCUUGAUCACACGUAAUGUAUAUUAAUCUUCUUUAGACUGUUUAUCAUAACAAAUGUCUCUUCUUUUAUAAGCAAGAAAAACAUACUUUGCCAAAGCUUUUAAGGUAGUCGUUCCUCCAUAUUGAAAUAAGCUUUCAGUAUUUCCCAAAAAGAAGAGAUGUUUUGAUAUUUGACAGCUUUUUCUAAGAUCAUUAUACACAUCCCAAUAUUCGAUAAAGUGGGCUUCAUUUUCAAUACAAAGAAUACCUUUUGUUUUCAAACAAAAUGUACAUACUCUGUCAUGUCUUGGAAUAUUUCUAUACCAGGUCCUGCCACAUUCUAUUUCCAAAUCAUGAGCAAUUCUUUGAAGAUCUGGAGUUUAAAAAAAAAAAACUUCUAAUAGUUAGGUUACUGUAAGCUCGUAAUUAAUGAUCAAAGGUUGCACAACAAUGCAGUUAUAAAAAACUUUUUUAUCAGUGGACAUGGGACACACAUUUACAUUGAUUGCUAAAUAUAGUUGAAUAACGAUGUUUUUACAAUAAUUAAUGAGCACACAUUUUCAUAACCAUCCCACUUCAAACAAAAAUUAUAAAUCCUAGUUAAGGGUUGUAUAAACAAUUUUAUUUACAGAGUCUAACUUCGGCAGUUAUCUUAUUUUUAUAACUAUAACAGCAAUAUAUAUGCAAAACCUUCCCUUUUUCUUAAGUAAUAAUCAUUUAUUAUAUCUUUGAUUAAAAAACAAUUGAGGGGCCGGAUAGACUAAGCAAAAUGGGCCGAAUCGACCAUGGGACGGACCGACUAGGAACGGACCGACUGUGGGACGGAACGACCUGCUACCUCCUGAGAUUCGGUGAAAGCGUCAGUCCAAAUAUUCAGCCAAGCCGAAUUUUAGUCGAGAUUAUACCUGUAUUAAACUAUGCCUUUAAGAAUAAAGAGAUACCAAAAAGUACUUCUUAUGCUUUUUAAAAAUACUUUAUAUACUUUUUAAAUUGUGUUUUUAUUUAUUUAGAUUUAUCUUUAGAUUCCAUUUUUAACAGUCCAAUCGGUUUUGUAAAUCUUUCUCGAAUUCCGUUACCACUAUCACUAAAAUGUUAUGUACAUAUGAAAUAACAAAUAAUUAAAAAAAAAAAAAAACCAACCAUUCAUCUUCUGUUCGUACAUCUCGGAUAUAGAUGGUAAACCUUCAAUAUUAAAUGCAUUAAGAAAAUCCUGCAGACCAUAAAGGUACAAGGCAAACAAAAAGGCUGACAUGUCAUAACACCAUUUUCGCACUGAAAAUACUCGGACAUUUCAUUAUCAUUAAGAAUUCUGGAUUUAAUUUAUCAGUACAUAUUUAAAAUGAUAUCAUGCCCCUAUACGGAGUUGAACUCACGACCAGGGGAACUAAUCUCCUAGCAGUGCAUGAUCAGCGCGCUAGAGAUCGACCGCUCGACCAUCUACUCGAAGGCAAGUAAAAAAAAAAAACUUGCUUUGAUCACAAUGGAAUUCGUGACACGCUACACGAUCAUUGAGAAUGGAAAUGAAUGAGAGAGAGAGAGAGAGAGAGAGAGAGAGAGAGAGAGAGAGAGAGAUAUCAAUGUUUAGACAUGUGACGAAGCAACAUCGUAAUGUUCUUUUGUUGAAUCAGGAAGAUGCUGGGACUGUCAAUUGUGAACGCACAGACGGUCCUCGUUGCUUUUGUCGUUGGGCUCUUGGUAUACUACAUGAGAAAAUGGUUCCUCUAUCGACUACCCCCGGGACCGUGGUCUUUCCCUCUAGUCGGCAACUAUGAAGUGUAUUCCAAACCGUUAUUGCACAGAGUACUUCUCAAACUGUCCAAGAAAUACGGCCCAGUAUUUCGCUUGUCGUUUGGUCACGUUCCGUUUGUGAUUUUAAACAAUUAUGAAGUUGUGAUGGAGGCAAUAGUAAAGAAGAAAGCUGAUUUUGCAGGAAGGCCAUCCUCCACAACGUUUUCUCUCCUCUCUGAGGGAUAUAAGGACAUUGCUCUGGCUACGUACUCCCCCAUGUGGCAGUAUCACAGACGGAUAGCUACGAAAGCUCUCAGAAAUUACCUACAAGGCGACCUUUUGGAGAAACUCACACAAGAUAACAUGACAAAAGUGAUGAACAUGAUGGCAGCAGAGAAAGGGCCAUUUGAACCCAAGUCUCACCUAGACAACAUAGUCUUCUACCAACUAUACACACUCUGCUUUGGAGAAAAGAAGGACAUAGGUGAUCCAGAAGUUGAGUUUCUGAUAAGAGAGAAAGACUUGGUGAACAAAACUAUGGAAAAUGGUAUCCGAGAGGAUUUGUUGCCAUUCCUAAAGGAUGUAUAUCCGUCUAAACGUUACACCAUCAUAAAGAAAGCAGUCGACAAAGCUUUUGAUUUUCUCUACAGGAAGUUAGAGGAACACAAGGAGACAUUUGAUGCCAACAACAUCCGUGACCUGACUGACCAUCUGCUGAUGGCGAGAUCUGAGGUAGAACGGACAGGCGAUGAAGAAUCCCUGCAGAAGUUAACAGACACCUACCUGUUACAGACUAUAUCCGACAUAUUUUUUGCCGGUGUAGACACAACCAGAAUAACACUAGAGUGGUUCCUAUGUUUCAUAUCUGGACUUCCAGAAAUACAGGCCAAAUGCCAAAAGGAAAUCGAACAAAAUAUAGGGAGACGUUGUCCAUCAAUAGCGGACAGACAGAGUUUACCUUACACUGAGGCGUGUAUAUACGAAACAAUGAGAGCAGGAGUGAUAGCGGCAUUAGGUCUUCCUCAUCUUACCAUAUGCGAUACCAACGUUGGUGGAUAUGACGUUCCCAAAGGCACAGUAGUUUUAAUCAACCAUUAUGCUCUGCAUCAGGAUACGAAUUACUGGAAAGAUCCAGAGAAAUUUAAUCCACUUCGAUACCUAGACGAGAACGGCAAAAUGGAUCCCAAAAAACUUGACAGUUGGCUGCCUUUUUCUGCCGGAAGAAGGGUAUGUCUAGGAGAGUCUGUGGCUAAACCGGAAAUCCUGAUGAUGUGUGUGCAUCUUCUACAACGCUUCCACAUUUCAUUACCAGAGGGUGUAAAACCGAAUUUCGUCGGUGAACAUCGUAAUGUAUUCGGAACAGAAAGUCCUGCUGACUUGGAAAUUGUAGUUACAGAACGUUCUUAGAUUUAAACAAAUUGUUCCUGUUAGAACUUUCUUAAACUGGCUGUUUAAUAUCAGCUGUAAAUUGAUAGUUUUCUUGACUUCUUUUUAAAAGUACAUUGUAUAUUUUAUGAAUUUCUCUCUUCUCCCUCAAAUACAUGUAUGCAUGUAUACAUUAAAGCAUUGACUGAAA
Messenger RNA from Ostrea edulis (European flat oyster), 8751 nucleotides. Its product is annotated as steroid 17-alpha-hydroxylase/17,20 lyase-like. The coding region runs from base 7080 to 8582 and encodes 500 amino acids. Gene Ontology annotation, biological process: progesterone metabolic process; hormone biosynthetic process. Gene Ontology annotation, molecular function: steroid 17-alpha-monooxygenase activity; heme binding; iron ion binding. The transcript is spliced from 11 exons. Lineage: Eukaryota; Metazoa; Mollusca; Bivalvia; Ostreida; Ostreidae. The record is from RefSeq and is a predicted model, not a curated record.